UCAGAGAGAAGGGUGAAAAAUCUAAUCCCAGAGAAAGUAUUCUGAACAUUCCAGCCUGCUAAGAGUGAAAAGGAUAUUUAGAAGAAGAAAUUGAACUGUACAAAUAAUCCUAUAGUUCAAUGGAUGCAGAAGAAACCUUUGAAAGGGAACAACUAUAAGCUACACUUCUUUAAAAUCAGACCCACAAAGGAAUACGGCCAAUGAAAAUAGUACGUGACAGCCAGUAAAGAAGAAACGAAAAAAAGAUAUUUGUAAAAAGCAUUCCCUUUUUUGGACUUUGUUAGAAGAAAAUGCCUACAUUGAGCUGGCAUGGAACUUCUGCUCUCCUUUUGGGUUUACUACUUCUCUUUAUCAGUAUCAUCUCUGCUAAAAACUGUGGUGGGAAUGAGUACCAGGCCAUUUCCGAACCCUCAUAUAACGCCAUCCCAUCAACAAACUUGGGAGGAAUUGAAGUUCUAAAUGAGAUGGUCCAUGUAUUUCUUGCAGUGGUGCAACCAAAGCCAUUUCCAGCAGACCUAGUCACAAAAGCUAUUAAAGAUGUAUCUGCCCUGAAUGAACCUGAAAACUACAAACAGGUGAUUAUCUACGAAGUUGGGUUCCUGGUAUGUGGCAUCAUUGGAAUAAUAUUUAUUGUACUGAUGCCCUUAAUAGGCCUUUUCUUCUGCUGCUGCCGCUGCUGUGGAAACUGUGGUGGAAAAAUGUACCAGAAACAGACCAAAUCAACAAACUGCAAAAGAAGAACACUCGCUUUUUUUCUUUUACUCAUCACCAUUAUCAUACUAGCUGGAAACAUCUGCACAUAUGUCAGUAAUGAAAAGGCAACCACAAGCGUCAAGAACAGUGCAACAUUACUCAAUCAGACUAUAGACAACCUAAACGCUUUCCUCAGCACAAUUCCACAGCAAAUCAAUGGUGUGAUAAACUCAAGUCAAAUCCCAGUGCAUAACGUUAGCACCAACGUUGGCAACCUUGGCUCUAUACUAGGAGGUGUACUACUCACACGUUUUGGACAGACCAUAUAUCCUGCCUUGAAUUCUGUAAUACAAAGGGUGCAAGAUAUAAAUGAUACAGCUACCAACCUGGCUAUAGCAAACCAGACCUCGUAUAACCUGCAUCACAUGCAAGACAUUUUGAAAAGAAAUCUCAGCAGCAUCCAGACUGCAAUCAACACCACCAUCAAUAAUCCUAACUGUACAAAUUGCAAAAGUGUACAAGUGGAUGUGGAUGGACUCGUCAUUGAUGCCAACUACCAAGAGGUCCCUGGUUUAAGCAACCUAACAGAAAAAGUGAAUAACAUUGCCAGUCGAAACUUGGGAGAUUUUGUGCAGCAGGGAAUUCAAGAGUUCAACAAAACACCUGAAAUGAUAACCUCCCAGACCAAAGACCUUGUUGAAGGAGUUCAGAAAGAAUUGGUCAGCAUUACUGGACAGAUUCAGAAUAUUACCUACCAGAUUCCCCUUACAAGUUCUAUGGAUAGCAUCAUCCGUGAACUGGAUAAUGCAAAAGAUACAGUGAACAAACACAUACCCACUGUGAUAGAGAUAAACUACUACAGGUGGAUAGCUGGUAUCGUACUCUGUUCUGUAAUACUUCUCAUCGUAGUGUGCAACUGUCUUGGGCUAGUGCUUGGGCCUGCAGGACUUCGGUCUAGUGUGGAUCCAGUUAAGCGUAGCUGUGCUUCCAAUUGUGGAGGUGAAUUCUUCAUGGUGGGAGUAGGAUUCAGCUUCAUCUUCUCCUGGUUAUUCAUGAUUCUUGUCCUGAUUAUGUUCCUUGUUGGUGGAAAUAGUUACACUCUUAUCUGUAAGCCAUGGCGCUCUCAAGAACUUUUUAAGUUUAUUGACUCAUCGGGUCUGCUGUCUAAGUUAGACUUACCAGGCAAGCUUGGCCUUAAGAAUACAACUCUGAAUAUAUCAAACAUUUACAGUGACUGCCAAAGAAAUGAUCCACUGUGGUCCACUCUAAAUCUUGGAUCAGCCAUUGAUCUUGACAGCAUGUUGAAUAUCAGUAAGUACAUGUCUGACAUCACAUCGCAGUUUGACAAUGCCAAUAUCAACAUUUCAAACAUCGUACUGCUGAAAGAUGAUGGCAAGAAAAUUCUGUCCGACUUUGUGAAUUCGGGAAUUGACCGACUCAAUCUGACCACUCUUUCACAACAGACCAUGAAAAACUUCACCAAAACUGAUCUACUGUUACUAGCUGAUAAACUACAAAGCCUGUCAAUCAAUCAGAGUAACCCUGAAAUACAGACUCGGUUAAAUGAAAGGAUGUCUGAUCUAAGAUCCCUGGACAAAUGGAUAAAGAACAACAUGGGUCCGGAUGUUCAACGUUUGAAAAACAGUACCAGUUACCUAGAAAACAAUCUGCCGAACAUGGGAAAAAGAUUCAAUGAAACAAUUCGUCAAGAAGAAGAUGCACAGAAUAUGCUGAAUAACAACAACCAAGGGAUCGUGAAAAAUAUAACUUUUUAUAUACUGAAUGAUUAA
This is a messenger RNA of Protopterus annectens (West African lungfish), 2483 nucleotides long. Its product is annotated as prominin-1-A-like. The record is from RefSeq and is a predicted model, not a curated record. The transcript is spliced from 21 exons. The coding region runs from base 291 to 2483 and encodes 730 amino acids. Lineage: Eukaryota; Metazoa; Chordata; Ceratodontiformes; Protopteridae. Gene Ontology annotation, cellular component: apical plasma membrane; prominosome; microvillus. Gene Ontology annotation, molecular function: cholesterol binding.